AUGUCCUCAAGGGCAAGACCAGAGUCUUCAGGACCUCCAGAUUUGUAUUACAAUGAAGAAGAAGCCAAAAAGUAUGCUAGGAAUUCUCAUAUUAUUGGAAUACAAGCCCAAAUGUCUGAAAGAGCAUUGGAGCUUUUAGCUGUAAUGGUUAGAGCUGGGGCUUCGUUAUACUGUUUACUUCUUUCCGGCUGUGGAACUGGUAUGAGCUCAGAAGUUUUCACUGAACAAGGACAUGCUUGGAUUGGAGUAGAUGUCAGUUUGAAUAUGUUAAAAAUUGCUAAAGAAGAUGAAAAUGAUAAUGAAGAUGGUAGUAUGGGUGAUUUUAUAUGGAAGGAUAUGGGUACAGGCAUGCCUUUCCGUCCGGGAACUUUUGAUGGAGCUAUCAGCAUUUCGGCUAUCCAAUGGCUUUGUCAUGCAAACGCUGCAGAUCAAAAUCCUAGAAAACGUCUUCAUCGCUUUUUCCAAAGUUUAUAUGCAUGUCUGGGAACAGGCACUAGAGCUGUUUUCCAAUUUUAUCCAGAAAAUGAAAAGCAAACUGAUUUGAUCAUGUCUCAAGCUACUAAAGCAGGUUUUCAUGGAGGUUUGGUUGUUGAUUUCCCAGAGUCCACAAGAGCAAGAAAAGUUUAUCUUGUUUUGAUGACUGGAGGUGUUCAACAGCUUCCAAAAGCUUUAACGCAAGAAGAAGAUGUCCCAAGGAGUGCUCAGGUCGAUAAUCUGGAACGCAGAACUUUCGUGGUCAGUCACCGUGACAAAAAUAAGAAACCUUUGAAGCAUUCCAAAGCAUGGAUCCAACAGAAAAGAGACCGAUUAGAGAAACAGGGAAAAACGCUCCGUCAAAACUCGAAAUACUCUGGACGUAAGAGGAAGAUAAGGUUCUAA
Molecule: messenger RNA, 879 nt
Organism: Auanema sp. JU1783
Lineage: Eukaryota; Metazoa; Nematoda; Chromadorea; Rhabditida; Rhabditidae
Source: the annotation of a GenBank genome assembly